GGAGACGAUGAGACAGAGCGAGCGAGCCCAAGUGCCAUGAGCGCACUCAAUCUGCGAGCGCGUCAGCAUCUGGUGGGGCGCGGGGAGUCGGCCAAGGCAGCGCCAUCGACUCGCGCUGCAGCUGCGCUGCGCUGCUCGGCCAUGGCGACGAAGCCCGUGGUGCUGCAUUUGCAGAGCCUGCCGCUGGAGCCGCGCGCGGCCGAGGAUUUGCAUUCCAAGUUCGAGAACUUGUUCAUUUGGGAGCAGGCGGAUCCCGCGGCGUUCUUGGCCGAAAAGGGGGCGUCGAUUCGAGGAGUGGUCACGGGCGUGAGGCCGUGGGUGAACCAAGAGCUGCUGGACAAGCUCCCGAAUGUGGAGAUCGUGUCGAGCAACACCGUGGGGCUCGACAAGGUGGACGUCUCUCUCUGUAAGGAACGUGGGGUGUCGGUGACGAAUACUCCUGAUGUGCUCACUGAUUGUACUGCCGACACUGCCCUGGCGUUGCUGCUGGCAUGCAUGCGUCAGAUUCCCGCCGCUCAUCAGUACGUCUGUGACGGAAGGUGGCCCAAGGAGGGCGACUACCCCGUAACCAAUAAGGUGAGUGGAAAGCGAGUCGGUGUAGUUGGCCUUGGACGAAUUGGAGCUGCCAUAGGUAAAAGGCUUGAGGGUUUUGGGUGCCCGAUAAGUUACUACUCCAGAUCUAAGAAGCCACAAUAUCCAGAAUACAAUUAUUACAACAGCGUGGUGGAGCUUGCCCGAAACUCGGAUAUUCUCGUAGUGGCUUGUGCACUGGAGAAGGCAACGACGAAAAUAAUUAAUCGGGAAGUUCUGGAUGCACUAGGACCUACGGGUUUCGUGGUGAACAUAGCCAGAGGGCCAGUUAUAGAUGAAGCCGAGCUUGUCAAAGCGCUGGUGGAAAAGAGAGUGGCUGGAGCCGGGUUGGACGUCUUUGUAAAUGAACCCGAAGUGCCGAAGGAACUACUCAAUAUGGCAAAUGUUGUGGUUCAACCACACGUGGGAAGUGCCACAUAUGAAACUAGAAACGCCAUGGCGAAUCUUGUGGUUGAAAAUCUAGUUGCUCACUUUUCUGGAAAACCAUUGUUGACACCUGUCUAAUCAAUAAAUCGAUCCAAACUGUAAUACGAUUCGA
Messenger RNA from Marchantia polymorpha subsp. ruderalis, 1129 nucleotides. The record is from the annotation of a GenBank genome assembly. Lineage: Eukaryota; Viridiplantae; Streptophyta; Marchantiopsida; Marchantiales; Marchantiaceae.